UAUUUCUACCCUCUUUCUCUGUCUACCUGAUCGUCUGCGCCUGGAACGUCGCCGUACACCGAUUGGCGCUGGUGUUGUCGACUCGGCCGCCAUGUCACGAUUAUUAGCAGCCAGGGUGAGAAGAGGGCAGGAGCCGCCCAUUCCAGCUUCUCUUCUUCCAAACUGAAUCCGUGUACGGAACGCAACAGGUUGAUGCAGGUGGAUGCCACGAAUAUGAACUCAGGAUGGAACAACGGACAGGCCAGCAUGUUUCAACCGGGCGCCGGCCACCUUAACUAUAGCCACCUCGACGGCUUCGACGUCAACGCCUUCCCCAACGGCAACGCGACUCCCCAGCCCGGCCAGCAAUUCGCGAACCCGUCGCAGACCUUCACGCCGCAGUCCACCAUCCCAGCGAAGCGACCCCACGAUGAUGCGUCGCGUUCGCAGACGCCCUCCUCCUACGCCAACUUCCCUGGCCAGCAGCAAUUCCCCAAUGCGCCCACUCCAUACCAGCACCUCCAACAGCCUGGCUCCAACAACAACACUCCGUCGCCGACCAUGCAGAACCAGCAGUUCCGCCCGCCGCCUCAGCAGCAACAGCAGCAACCUCGGAUGAAUAACGCGUCGCCUUCGCCUUUCCCAGGUCAACAACAAUCGGGAAACUUCGGCAAUCCGGGCACACCGCAGAAUCAGGGCAUGGCGCAAAUGGGCCAGAUGGGUAUGAACAUAGGCGCCAUGAACAUGCCGAAUCAGAUGCAGCAGCAGAUGGCCAACAUGAACAACAUGCAAGCCAACAACGCGUCGAGGGCGUACCAGAUGAAAUUGCUUCAGCAUCAACAACAAUUGCGCGCCAGCGGCAUGCUACCUCCACGCGCCAUGGGCGGUCAGCCUGGGCAAAUGGCUGCGAUGGGAGGCAUGCAGGGAAUGCCCGCAGCUGGGCAAAUGCCGAACGGGCAGAUGAACCAGCAAAUGAUGCAGGCGCAAGCGCAACAGCAGGCCAAGCGAGCGCAAUUUCUGAAAACGCUUGCAAUGUACCACCAGCAGAUGGGGAAACAAUUCAAUCAAACUCCUGUCGUUGCUGGGCGUCCUGUGGACUUGUUCGCUCUCUGGACAAUCGUUACCAGUGCUGGAGGAUCACCACAAGUCGAAAAGGGUGGGCAAUGGCCGACAGUAGCUGCGAAGAUGAGCUUUCCCCCGACCGUCGCGGAGGAGUUGAAGAACGUGCAUACUACUGCAAUCGCCGGGUAUGAGCGCAUCUGGUUCCAACAAAAGAUGCAGCAGAAGCAGCAAGAGGCUAGGAUCCAUGCUCAACAAAUGGCAUUUAAUGGACAGCCGCAGCAGUCGCCGACAAAGAUGAUGCAGCCGCCCGGGCAACAAAAUCAGUUCCAGCAAUUACAACAGAAUCAACAAGUCCAGCAAGGCACUCCCGUCCAGGCAAAUGCAUCGCUACCUCCCAAUGGCAUGUCGACGACACCUCAGCAGAUGAUGGGCAGCGCAGCUGGAAUGCACCAUAGGAGGAACAGCAGCUUGCGCAAACCUGAGCAGAUGACACCCCAACCUGGCGUUCGGCCAGAUACCGCGUCAGCGUCUCCUCUUGUCACGAAGCAACGCCCGCCAUCCGUCAAGCAAGAGUCCACGGGUGCGGUCAUGAAGAGCGAGGAGCCUCAGAGUACGAACUAUCAACCACAAGUUCGGUCGAUAGAGACGGAUGGUGGCUAUGACAUCCCUGCGUUAUAUGAACUUGGGUCCGCGAUCGCCGCCAAGAUACCCAACAUGCCUACAGUCGACGAAAUGGGCGUGAUCGACACGAAAGCCAUUACUUUGAGCCUCGCCUCAGGAAUCCACGCGGAAGUGCGAUACGCUCUUGAUGUGCUAGCAAUCAUCUCCUUCGACCAGCGUGUGGCUCUCAAUCUCAACUCAUGCGAAGACCUCCUCGAUGUAAUCGUUGACUGCGCAGAAGAACAAAUAGAGAUACUCUCUGAAGAUGCCGCCGAGGUAUCGGAUGCGCUGGACCUGCCUUCCUACGAGGAUGUCUUGCGAAGCGCGAAGCUUGAAGCAGAAACGCUGCAAGAAGUUCCCGAGUUCGGAACGCGAGCGUACGAUCUCGAUCGCGCGGCUGACAAGCUCAUCGCCAUCACAACCACCUUGAGAAACUUCUCAUUCUAUGAGUUCAAUCACUCGUUGCUGACUUCGGCGCCCCUCAUAAAGUGGCUCAGCAAUACAAUUCGGCUACUCGGCACUCGCAAUAUGCUACUCCGAAGUCAUCUCAACACCGGUGACUACUUCAAGGAUACCAUCAUCUUCCUGUCAAACAUCACACAAAGCUUGGAACUACCCACGAGGGACGAUGCCCUCCAUAUCUUGCACUUCCUUUUGGCCUUCGCACCCCAGCCAGCUCCUAGCUACGUCGAAAGCGGUGGCAAGCUGAGGUUCACGAGCUUCUCCCCUAUACAGCACAAGUACCUGCCGCCUGCUGUCGACUGCUUGGCAAAGCUACUAGCGAGGCAAGAUCCCAACCGUACCCUUUACAAGAGCAUAUUUGCCGAAUCCUACGCAAUCACUGAAUCGCCACUAGAUCUACUGACGAAGGCGUUCGCGUUGUCAAUAUCAGUGUUACCAGAUCGGUCAAAGGGCCCAGUCGGCAACACAGCACAGCUGCGGAUCGUGGAAGCUCGAAAGGCCUACUUGACACAAGGCAUGCUGGCUGCAGAUAUCCUCACUACGCUAGCACCAAGUAGUGACGCGGAUCUUGCGCGUGCAUGGAUAGAAAGCGAAGACGGCUGGGCUGUCGCGCUCCUCAAUCUGGCCGCCUUGUUGUCUGUCGAUCGAAAUCAGGCGGCUGGACCUAAGGGUCGUGAACUUGGCAUGGAUACGGAGACCUUCAAGCUCAUCACAUAUCGGGCUCUAACAAUGAUGAAGCGUCUCGCAGAGAAGGCCGGCAAAGGAAGUGUACGGAAUGUCCUCGCACAAACGAACGGCAUUUCGAAUGGUGAGGCGAACGGUACGAGUGGCGACGAUGACGAACCAGAUCUUCCUCUUGGACCCAAAUGGGAAGGCAUACCGCAAGGACAUGCAAUACUCGGAGCUUUGAUGAUGCCUAAUACAGACAAAGUGGCGUUGGGCUUACUUUGCGGGUUACACGAGAUGGCCAUGUCUCAGAGUUGAGCUCCCAGACGGUGCUGGCGUUGGACGAACGACCUUUCUUGAGGAAGAAUAGAUCAAACCAGAUUGAUGGUUUAGCGCGUGUAUUGGGCUAAGCGAAUCAUGACAUGUUGUAUCGUUGAUGUUUCGAGGAUGGAUUGCGAGCAGCUGACGAGUUGCAACAUUGUACAAAGAAGCGAAAGACGGAUCAGAGUGAGCGAGCGAACGAACUAUUGAGUGAGCUCAAACAUGUAUGAAAGGAAAUGUGAGUUUUUUCCAAUGGAAAACACUGUCUGAAGAAAAUCCUACUG
Cercospora beticola is the source of this 3434-nucleotide messenger RNA. RefSeq lists its product as uncharacterized. Lineage: Eukaryota; Fungi; Ascomycota; Dothideomycetes; Mycosphaerellales; Mycosphaerellaceae. Gene Ontology annotation, biological process: regulation of transcription by RNA polymerase II. Gene Ontology annotation, molecular function: transcription cis-regulatory region binding. The record is from RefSeq and is a predicted model, not a curated record. Gene Ontology annotation, cellular component: nucleus; SWI/SNF complex.